This is a messenger RNA of Arachis stenosperma, 640 nucleotides long. RefSeq lists its product as uncharacterized. Bases 129 to 398 code for a protein of 89 amino acids. The record is from RefSeq and is a predicted model, not a curated record. The transcript is spliced from 3 exons. NCBI's taxonomy places the organism in Eukaryota, Viridiplantae, Streptophyta, Magnoliopsida, Fabales, Fabaceae.
CCUAUUGUUAUUGCCCACUAUAAAGUCCAACACAGUAUUUACCCUUCAUUAGUUCAUUCCUCUCUCACUCUCUUGAGUCUGUUGUAAACGCCCUCUCCCCUUGUAAAGUUCGUUCUCUGCCGCUGUCAAUGGCAAACCGCUGGCUUAGACCCGAGGUGUACCCUCUGUUUGCGGCCGUUGGAGUUGCGGUUGGGAUCUGCGGAUUCCAAUUGGUUCGUAACAUCUGCGUCAACCCUGAAGUCAGAGUGAGCAAGCAGAACAGGGCUGCAGGAGUGCUCGAGAACUUUGAUGAGGGAGAAAAGUAUGCUGAGAACUUUCUGAGGAAGUUUUCACGCAACAGGGCGCCGGAGAUUAUGCCCUCCAUCAACAGCUUUUUCGCCGAUCCAAACCGUGGUUAAGUUGCUUUUGGGGAACAGAAAGAUCAAUUGAUGUGUGAACUCUAUUGUUAUGGCAUAGACCUCUUAUUGUGCUAUUUUAGAAAACCAUAAAUGUUGAUUUUCUCAAGAUUGAGAGUCAGUCUGGUGGUGUUUGAUGAACCAAAUAUUAUAAAUGUUUUAUAGCCAAAAUUAUGUUUACUAUGUUGUGGACGAGCUCUUUUUAAGUUUGGUAUUCAAAAUAAAUGGACCUGAAAUUUUUACUC